CCGGGACUGUGCCAUGCGCUCGCCAGGCCUGCUCGCACCGUCAGACAACACGGGCCGGAUGUACAUGCGCGUCUGUGGGGUGCAUACAUCGUCACUUGACUGCUUAUGCUGUUUAUCGAACCGAUCUGUCGGCCUACUCCUCGACCCCCAAUAUAGAGCUGGAUGUUCCCUAGGUGUCGCAAGGCCGUACUAUGUUACUUUCUUUGCAUCCUGACUAUGCGAUCAAGUACUCCGCGAAGGUUACGACGUACAAAGGUCAUUCCAGAGCUUGAGAGAGGGUGACGAUCCCGUCAAGUGUUCGCAUGAUUAUAGCUUCGAGUCGAGAAACCCCGGCCUGACCUCUCCGACUCGUUUUCAUCUCUCCAGGGCCCGGUCGCGCGUACUCGGUCCAGGUGACCUUUGACGGACACAUAGCUCUUCCGCUGAGCGCAUAAAAGGUGGAUGGGGUUGGACGGAAUGUCAUCGUCGAGCAACCCUCACGAUGGUGCACUCGCGUCUUUUGGCUACGGCCUGCCUCUCGCUGGCUCUCCAAGCUGCGGCUCAGGUGACAGUUACCGUCAAUGCGACGGCCAGUCAUCCUAUCCCGACGACCCUCUGGGGUCAGAUGUAUGAGGAUAUCAGCAGCGGAGAUGGAGGCCUCUACGCUGAACUGCUUCAGAACCGUGCCUUCCAGAAGGUCACACCAGGCUCCGAUGACUCGCUCACUGCCUGGGGAACCGUAGGCAACGUCAACAUCUCUGUCAUCGCCGACGAUCAGCCGGUCUCGUCCUCGCUGCCGAACUCUCUAGAACUGGUCGUCCCCGAUGGCGCGACUGGUGCAGUUGGCUUCUCGAAUGAGGGUUAUUGGGGCAUCAAAGUCACCGAGUCCACCACCUACAACGCGUCGUUCUACUACAAGGUCCCGCAAGGAUCGAACUUCAACGGCGAUGCCACGAUUGCGCUGCAGUCCUCUCCCGGGGACGUCCUGGCUUCCGCGACUGUUCCCAUAUCCGGCUCGCAGACGGAAUGGACGCAGGUUGCUGCUGAGCUUACACCGUCUAGCAGUGCCGGCGACGUGAACAAUGUGUUCACCGUAACGCUCGACGGCGAGGCCGCUGCGGGACUGACUAUCGACUUCGCUCUGUUUUCUCUGUUCCCGCCGACGUUCAAGGAUCGGCCGAAUGGGUUGCGGCCGGAUAUUGCGCAGGCUCUGGUCGACAUGGGGCCUUCGUUCUUCAGGUUGCCCGGUGGGAAUAACCUUGAGGGCAACAGCAUCGCGACCCGGUGGAAGUGGAACGAGACCGUCGGGAGCCUCCUCGACCGUCCUGGACGUCCAGGUACCUGGGGCUACAUCAACACCGACGGCCUCGGCAUCUACGAGUACCUCCUCUGGUGCGAGGAUGCGGGCAUGGAGCCCAUUAUGGGCGUCUUCGCUGGCUACGCCCUCGACAAGACCUCCGUUCCCGAGGAUCAGCUGCAGCCGUAUAUCCAGGAGGCUAUCGACCAAGUCCACUUCGCUGUAAGCGAUGCGAGUGCGAACGAUGCUGCCGCCCUCCGCGCGUCCCUGGGCCACCCCGAGCCGUUCAACAUUCGGUAUAUCGAGAUCGGCAACGAGGACUGGAUCUCCGAGCAAGCAGCUGAGACGUACGGCGCCUACCGCUGGAAUGCCUAUGCCACUGCGCUUAAGGCGGAGUUCCCCGAUUUGCAAUUCAUCGCGACCAGCCUCGUGAGCGGGCCUACCCUGGACCCCACGCCCACGUCUUACGACGUGCAUGAUUACCGAAGCCCUUCCUGGUAUCAGGAGCAAGUGUAUUACUAUGACGACUUCGAGAGGAACGGCACCACGUACUUCGAGGGCGAAUACUCCUGCCAAACCGACCGCAACGGCGACAGGUGGGCGUAUCCCAGUGUACUCUCCGCCAUCUCCGAAGGCGCCUACAUGACCGGGCUCGAGCGCAACUCCGACAUCGUCUUCGCGGCGGCGUACGCGCCGGUCCUUAACCACGUCAAUGCGACGGAUUGGACCCCGAACUUGAUCGCAUUCGACGCCGGCAACGUCUACCUCUCGACCAGCUACUAUGUCCAGCAGCUCUUCGCACACAAUCACGGCGAUGAGUACCUCCCGAGCACGCUCCCCGAGCGCAACGGCACGCUCUACUGGAGCGUCGCGCGCAACGAUAGUGCGGUUAUCAUCAAGGUCGCCAACCUCGCCACCACCGAAGCCUCCCUCACCUUCCAGCUGCCCUUCGACUCCGUCGCCGAGUCCGGCGUCGUCACCUACAUCACGGGCUCCGAGACCGACUCCAACACGCCGGAGCAGCCGGAUCUCGUCACACCGCAAACGAGCACCGUGGAGACAGGAGCCACGUUCGACUAUACGGCGCCGGGGAGCAGCUUUGGGGUGUUGGUGAUGGGGGUGUAGGAGAGAGGCCGAGGGGUUAGGAGAGAGGUCGAGGUGUUAGGAGAGAGGUCGGGGGUUUAGGAGAGAGGGUGGCGGAUUGUAGGGAAACCAAGGACAAGGGAAGGAAAGGACUCAGCAAGGGGAUGAAUUGUACGACUAGUGAAAAGGAACGAAUACGAAGACUCACGAUAUGGUUGCUGUUUGAGUUCUUUACGAACACGACGCGGGCAGCCACCGACGCCUCAAG
Messenger RNA from Schizophyllum commune H4-8, 2627 nucleotides. Its product is annotated as glycoside hydrolase. Bases 482 to 2401 code for a protein of 639 amino acids. NCBI's taxonomy places the organism in Eukaryota, Fungi, Basidiomycota, Agaricomycetes, Agaricales, Schizophyllaceae. Gene Ontology annotation, molecular function: alpha-L-arabinofuranosidase activity. The record is from RefSeq and is a predicted model, not a curated record. Gene Ontology annotation, biological process: L-arabinose metabolic process. The transcript is spliced from 20 exons.